Girardinichthys multiradiatus is the source of this 4773-nucleotide messenger RNA. It is a transcript of the gene adgrg2a, whose product is annotated as adhesion G protein-coupled receptor G2a. NCBI's taxonomy places the organism in Eukaryota, Metazoa, Chordata, Actinopteri, Cyprinodontiformes, Goodeidae. The transcript is spliced from 15 exons. Gene Ontology annotation, biological process: adenylate cyclase-activating G protein-coupled receptor signaling pathway; cell surface receptor signaling pathway. The coding region runs from base 255 to 4073 and encodes 1272 amino acids. The record is from RefSeq and is a predicted model, not a curated record. Gene Ontology annotation, cellular component: membrane. Gene Ontology annotation, molecular function: G protein-coupled receptor activity.
GCAACACUUACACAACUGCCUACAGUGAUGCAACAAUCACUGAGAAUCACACAACAGUAUACAAUGCUACAAACCACAAGAACAAUCAGACAAUCCACAAUGCUACAACACCCAGCAACAAUUACACAAUAACCUACAAUCAUACAACACUCACUGAGAAUCACACAACAGUCUACAUUGCUACAAACCACAACAACAAUCAGACAACAAUCCACAAUGUUACAACACCCAGCAACAAUUAUACAACAACCAACAUGCCUACAACACCCAGCAACAAUUACACAACAAUCAACAAGCCUACAACACCCAGCAACAAUUACACAACAACCAACACGUCUACAACACCCAGCUACAAUUACACAACUGCCUACAAUGAUACAAAACUCACUGAGAAUCACACAACAGUAUACAAUGCUACAAACAGCAAGAACAAUCAGACAACAAUCCACAAUGCUACAACACCCAGCAACAUUUAUAUGAUAACCUACAAUCAUACAACACUCACUGAGAAUAACACAACAGUCUACAUUGCUACAAACCACAACAACAAUCAGACAACAAUCCACAAUGUUACAACACCCAGCAGCAAUUAUACAACAACCUACAAUCCUACAACACCCAGCAACAAUUAUACAACAACCAACAAGCCUACAACACCCAGCAACAAUUACACAACAACCAACAAGUCUACAACACCCAGCUACAAUUACACAACUGCCUACAAUGAUACAAAACUCAGUGAGAAUCACACAACAGUAUACAAUGCUACAAACAGCAAGAACAAUCAGACAACAAUCCACAAUGUUACAAGAUCCAGUUACAAUUACACAACAACCAACAAGCCUACAACACCCAGCAACAAUUACACAACAACCAACAUACCUACAACAGCCAGCAACAAUUACACAACUGCCUACAAUAAUGCAACAAUUGCUGACAAUCACACAACAGUAUACAAUGGUACAAACAGCAAGAACAGUCAGACAACAAUCCACAAUUCUACAACACCCAGCAACAACUACACAACAACCAACAAGCCUACAACAGCCAGCAACGAUUACACAACUGCCUACAAUAAUGCAACAAUUGCUGACAAUCACACAACAGUAUACAAUGGUACAAACAGCAAGAACAGUCAGACAACAAUCCACAAUUCUACAACACCCAGCAACAACUACACAACAACCAACAAGCCUACAACAGCCAGCAACAAUUACACAACUGCCUACAAUAAUGCAACAAUUGCUGACAAUCACACAACAGUAUACAAUGGUACAAACAGCAAGAACAAUCACACAACAACCAACAAGCCUACAACACCCAGCAACAACUACACAACAACCAAGAAUCCUACAACAGGCAGCAACAAUUACAUAACUGCCUACAAUAAUGCAACAAUUGCCGACAAUCACACAACAGUAUACAAUGGUACAAACAGCAAGAACAAUCAGACAACAAUCCACAAUUCUACAACACCCAGCAACAACUACACAACAAUCUAUGAUGCAACAACACCCAGCAACAAUUACACAACUGUCUAUAAUGCAACAACACCCAGCAACAUUUACACAACAGAGCAUACAAUAGUCUACAAUGCUACAACACUCACAACAACCUACAAUACUACGUCACCCAAUGACAGUAACACAACUAACAAUGCUGUAGCAGUACACAAUACAACUGCACUUGAUUAUUCUACCACUUUGUUUUUGGCAACUAAGACUUCUGUCAAUUAUACAACAGUAACCAAAUCUCCUCAAAAUGUAUCAACUGUAUUCAACAUCACUAUCGCACCGAUUAUAGAACCACAACAGAAUACAACCACUGUCAACAUAAACACAACGGUUGUAGCCGUUACUACAGAAGUAAGCAGAACUACACACCCAAACUCAACCACAGAAAAUACGACUUCAGAUGCUGAAAAUGACAGCAGCUCAACCACAGCUAUUAGCACUAUUCAAGUAACCAAACCAUUAGGUUCCAACUUAACAACAGCUAAUAUGUCAGUUGACAUAUUUGCCGAAACCACACAUGGUCCAACAACAAAAAGCACAACUACUACAAACGUAUCUUCAAGUACUAGGAAAACAACUCUCCCAACGACCAAACCCACAACAAGCACAGUUGUCAGGACUGGAACAACAUUGAUGACCACUGGAAAGACAAAUACUAGUGCAAUAAAUAAGGAGGAACUGGCAAAUGAGUUGCUGAAGCAAACACAAGAUGUGUCUAAGCUAAACUCCUCCCAGGUGUCUAACAUGGUGAGGAACAUGGAGAAACUUCUGGAGGAACCAUCUGUCUCUCAAUCAGUGGGACAAAACAUCAUUAAUAUCAUAAGCAACCUCAUGAAUGCUGACCCAGAGGUUCUCUCUGGAUCAUCAAAUAGGCUGAUUCAGCUGGUGGAUAAUCUGGGUCUGAAGUUGGAAGUCACUGGUGACAGUGGCAUCCUGUCCUCAACAUCUCUGGUUCUGGCAGUAAGGAGGGUGAAUGGGACCAACUUUCCUGAAACCUCUGUUGAGAUUUUUAACACUGAUAAUGUACAGCUCCGAGGUGUCAACAGGUCUCAAGUCAAAAGGUCAGCUCCUGCUUUGGGCUCGGUGGACUUGCCCUCCUCCCUUACAGCAGGUCUCAGUCCUGAAGAGAAGCAGGAGGUCAACAGAGUCCAGUUCACUUUCUACAUACAUAAUUCAUUCUUUAAGGAUUCUUCUGUAGGACACCAAACAGCUGUCAGUGCUGUUUUAGGGUCCAGUGUGGCUAAUCGUUCAAUCUGCAAUCUGAAGGAGAACAUCACAUUUACCAUCAUGCACAUGAAUUUAAGUCAAGAAAACAUCACAUCAUGUGUAUUCUGGAAUUUCACUAAGAACAAGAACGUAGGAGGCUGGGAUGAAACUGGAUGCUCUGUCGUCAUCGCCACUCCAGAAUACACGACCUGCAGCUGCAAUCAUCUCACCUCCUUUGCAAUACUGCUGGAUUUGUCCAGAGAGGGAAUAACUGACCGUCAGCAGGCAACAAUUUUGACCUUCAUCACCAACAUUGGCUGUGGAAUUUCUACUGUUUUUCUAGCCGUCACCCUGAUAACAUAUUUGUUGUUUGAAAAACUGCUCCGCGAUAUUCCAGCCAAGAUCCUGGUCCAGCUCUGCUUUUCCCUUAUGCUCCUCAAUCUGGUCUUUCUGCUGAAUGGAUGGCUGUCUACCUUCAAACCUGAAAAUGUUUGCAUCAGCACUGCCUUCUUCCUGCACUACUUCCUGCUGUCGUCAUUUACUUGGGCGGGACUUGAGGCUCUGCACAUGUACCUAAGCAUUGUGCAAGUUUUCACACCCUACCUGAGUAGAUACAUGCUGAAGUUCUCCCUAAUGGGCUGGGGUAUUCCUCUCAUCGUGGUGGUCAUUACCAUAUCGGUGGACAAAGACAACUAUGGUCUGGUUCAAUUUGGAAAACAUGAAAAUGGGACUACUGAUGACUUCUGCUGGCUGCGUAAUAACAUCGCCUACUAUGUGGGUGUGGUCGCCUACUUUGUCGUCGUUUUUCUCUUCUGCCUGGUGGUCUUCAUCGCCGUUAUGGUCCAGCUGUCUCGGAUCAAGAAGCAGAACCCUCACAACCAGUCUCCCAACAGGAGUACAAUGACUGACAUAAGAAGCAUUGUUGGACUUGUCCUACUGCUUGGCCUCACUUGGGGCUUUGCUCUGUUCACCUGGGGUGCAAUCAGACUCCCUUCUUUAUACCUUUUCACUAUAUUCAACUCUCUGCUAGGUUUGUUUGUCUUCGUUUUCCACUGUGCGGUAAAGGAGAACGUCCGCAGGAUGUGGAGAACAUAUCUGUGUUGUGGAAAUAUGCGGCUGCCUGAGAACCUAGAAUGGAGUCGGACUGCCACCCAGAACAACAAGAUGUUGUCGGUGGUCAUGGCUACCACCUCGGCUCACCAACAAAGCAACCGUAGCUCCUCCAUCGGCAGCAACCUCACCUACAGCAGCAGCUCAGUGUUUGUGGACAGUGGAAUAUCGGACCGCUCAAACAGCGAUGUUGUCCUCCAUGAGUUUCACAGGCGGAGCCUGUCUCUGCAAGGCGAACCCUGAUGAGGAGGCCGAGCGCACCAUCAGAGAUUAGUGAUCUAUUUCGGACUGAAAAUUAAUAGUAGGUGCACCCAAUCCUCAGGGUUGCACAAGAUGAAGUCUUUAAAGAUGAAAUGAAGGAAGAAAAUAGUUCCACAUUAGCAGAGGUAUGGCUUGUUUAUACCUGAAAAAUAGAAGUAUUUUACUGUGAGCCAUGACUCAAUCUUUUCCUAAAUAAUAUGAUCAUGACAUUGUUUUAACUGUGCAAGUAAGAUGAAGAGUAGUACUCUGUAGUGUAAAACAGAUCCUUCUAGCAUUUUAUUGACUUUCAUGAGGCUGUUUUGCUGCCCACCCUUUUGCUCUCUUUAAACUUACAUAACCUUAACAAACUGCCAAUGACUCUUAGCACAAGCUUUAGAUGCAGAAAGGUGACCCAUCUAGAAAAUGUACACAUGCCAAACUCAACUACUAACCUUGUUAAUCAGUAAUUGAUAAGAAGGAUUCUGCGUAGUAUAGGACAAAAUUGUCUUUUACAAUGCUGUUUAGUUUGCAGCCACACAGAGUUUAUAUCUUGUUUGGGUUACGGUACAGCCUUGAUUUCUAUGCAGAAUGAAUAUAAAUAAUCUUAAAGUGGUGAUUUUCUUCUUUUGCAUAAGAAGAAACUUUCACAGGUGUAUGCACAUCACCUACAAAAGAAGAUAAUAAAACUUAAACUCACAACCUG